Molecule: messenger RNA, 2089 nt
Organism: Porites lobata
Lineage: Eukaryota; Metazoa; Cnidaria; Anthozoa; Scleractinia; Poritidae
Source: the annotation of a GenBank genome assembly
AUGUUUUGUCGUUUUCGGCUUCUUGGAUCAACUGCUACUAAAACUGAGCAGUUAACACUGAAGCAGUCUAGAGGGACCAAUGCUAGGAUAAACAACCGCCUUGAGACAAUUCCCCUAACUCACCCACCCCUCCCUGGUCACCAGUUGUUAAGGUAAGCCAAUUUAAGGGCUGGUCACUGAGUGAGUGAGUUAACGCAACAGGACGACAGAAAGAAGAAGACGGCAAAGCACUUGUGUGGCAAACGUGACAGGGCUAUUACUUGCGUGUUUCGUCGUGAUCAUCAGAGAACAUUCAUGUUUUCUGGUCUUUUACAAAAAGAUGUACUUAAAAGAAGGUGAAGUUUGACGGAAAGUUUUUUUCAAACAUAAUUAUUAUCACGCUUGUCACACAGUGUUUGCCGUUCUCUUUCCUCUCAAGUCUUCCUGUUGCGUGAGUUCACUACUUGCUAGGGACGGCGACAGUGAAGGCGGUGGCAUGCAACAAUGUAAUGAAGCGUCAUUUUGAACAGAAUCGCGAUUAUCCUCAUUCGUUUAAUUCUUAGAUACCGUAAUCAGAUUCAGAAAGAGAGAAAACCUUUCAUUGUUAUGUGUUGAGUCGCAUAAGCAAAUUUUCGUCGUAAUAGAGGGGUGAAAGCCUGCUAGCAGUCCGUCUCUGGGGAGAGGGAGGGUUGGGGGAGGGGGGGGGGGGGGUUCUCUGAAUUUCCUAGCUUGCUUGCUUAUUUUACCAAUUUCUCUUUAGACAUUCUCAAUUCUGUCGCCGUCGAGGUUUCUAAAUGUGAUGUUACACAGGACGAAUCGCAAUGACGGUUUUCAGCGUAACACAGCGUUUCAACAUUGUUAUGGAUAGUUACAAGAUUGUUUCAAUAUUGCAAUACUGAGUUGCGAAAAGAUUGUCGUUGCAAAUUGUCCCUUGUCUAUAAAAUCAAUUAUUGAAGUACUCCAACGACUAUUGUGUACAAUUGACCUAACCUGGUUGUAUUCGUUCUUGUUGUAUUACCAGACCUCAAGUUCAAGACGCUCGUCCCUCUCCAGUCUCCCCCAACCCCUAUUGAACGCGGUUCGUCCGAAGCAGGAAAGUCUGGAACCAUUCCCAGUGACGUGGGCCCAGAAAGUAGCCUUAAAUUGUUCUCCGAGUCCUACGAAGAGGCCUUCAGAAAGUCGGCAAAGAGUGGUUUCUUCUUCUAGUGCCUAUAGUUUGCAAAGCCGGCUAAACAACAAUCCUUGGUGUGAGUCAGCUGGCUUGCAGUCUGAGAGAGGUUUGUAUUUUAAACUAGUAAGCACGCCGACGUUACUAUCAAAUAAUUCUGUGGUCGUACGCAGUCCCUUUGGCCAUGUAACAAUUUUUUUCUUAACCAAUCUUGUUCUGUCCAGAUGGCUUGAUGUUGGCCUCGUUUUUUUUUUUUUUUUCGUCCUUAUUGACCCUCACGCUUGGUGAAUAUCUCGUAUUUUACCUUUGGCGCCAUUUGAACGGUUAACACAGGUUGACUUCUUAACUCAGGUUUGAUCAGCCCAAGGAGCGGAUUUUCGUUUUAUUCGUUAGUUUUGAAGAUCUAUGCGUAUACAAUACUACCCGUCUGAUUCGUCAGAUGACAACGAUUUCAAUUUUUCGUUUUUAUUUACAGGCCAUUCUCCUAAUUGGGAUGCAAGUUGGAUCUCAGACAGUAAUACUAAACCUCGCUCGACUUCUUCUCCACCUGCAUUUCCACAAGGAACUGGGCAAGGGUCAAGAAUAAACCAGGAGCAUCGGCAAGCACGAGGGAGGGGAGGCAGAGGCAGAAAUUCCCGAGGGGGACGCGGUUGGGAUCAGGGUUAUCGACGAGGUGUCAGCGGCUCGAAGUAUGCGGCAAGGAGCGCGCACUUUCAAGACACUAAAAGGACAAAUGAGUGUACGAUUGCUAGUGAAGGAGGUUUGCGGAACACUUCAAGAAAAAGCAGUGACUCUUCCAGCAAACGCUUUGAACGGAACGGUAAAACUCACACUCGGGAAAGUGGAGCUACUAGUAGAGAUACAAAUAGUUCUGAUAGUUCCAUGCGUAGCGAAAGAGGAGAAAGCAGCAUUGGAAGUGUAAAUAGUAACGGCAGCGGUGCU